Closterium sp. NIES-67 is the source of this 379-nucleotide messenger RNA. The record is from the annotation of a GenBank genome assembly. NCBI's taxonomy places the organism in Eukaryota, Viridiplantae, Streptophyta, Zygnematophyceae, Desmidiales, Closteriaceae.
CGGCAAAUGCAUGGGCGCCCAAGUAAAGAAAGAAGAAAAAAAAAACACAAACAAAAAACGAGAGAGAGAGAGAGAGAGAGAGAGAGAGAGAGAGAGAGUGAGAGAGAGAGAGAGAGAGAGAGAGAGAGAGAGAGAGAGAGAGAGAGCAAGAAAGAGAGAGAGAGAGAGAGAGAGAGAGAGAGAGAGAGAGAGAGAGAGAGAGAGAGAGAGAGAGAGAGAGAGAGAGAGAGAGAGAGAGAGAGAGAUAGAGAGAGAGAGAGAGAGCAAGAAAGAGAGAGAGAGAGAGAGAGAGAGAGAGAGAGAGAGAGAGAGAGAGAGAGAGAGAGAGAGAGAGAGAAAGUGAGAGAGAAAGGGUGAAGUUGGACUUCCUGCCUGCGUC